Molecule: messenger RNA, 813 nt
Organism: Penicillium nucicola
Lineage: Eukaryota; Fungi; Ascomycota; Eurotiomycetes; Eurotiales; Aspergillaceae
Exons: 3
Coding region: 1-813 (270 amino acids)
Source: RefSeq, a predicted model, not a curated record
AUGGACACAGCAACGAUGCUCUCCGCUAUCAAAGGCGACAAAUUGAAAGAUUCGUCACAAUGGCGAGUAUGGUAUAAGCGAGUGAAGGCAUUCGCAGUACAACGUUCGGUAUGGGACCUCUGCAAUCCAGAAGUAGAGAUAUCCCACCGACCACGGGCUCUCAUUGAGCCAAUUGAACCUGAAUACCCUCAGCAAGGUUCUCAGGAAAAUAAGAAAGAUUGGAGAGACCUACUUGAGGUCUAUAAGAUCAAGGCAAACCGCUGGGAAAAGCAGCGAAAAGGCCUAAAUGAGGUGAAUGAACUCAUUAUCAUUUACCUCGACACGUCAAUUCGUGAUGCAGUACUAGAAUCUCAUGCGUAUAAGGAAGAGAUUCGUAUGAAAUGGAGAGCUUUCUCGAUCCAAAAACCGAUUGGAGAUAUCGAGAAAUGGCUGAUAUCUUGGGAUGAAUUACGAGAGCAAGCAAUGACCCUCGAACUUCCUGAGGUCCAAAGUGCGAAUCAAGAUUUCCUACAGGCUAUCAAAGAGGUUUUACCUAUCUGGUGGCAGGCAAAAUAUGAAGAUAUCGUGAUGAAUAGGACGAUAAUAGAUACGCGAAAGCUAAUCGAAAGCUUCCGUUCUAUACAUCGUGAAAUUAGUACGACAAUGCCUACCUCACCGACAUUGAAAGGGUCCUUCUCUACCUGGCAAGGUCAUCAAGAAGCUAAACAAGAAGACGUGCCAUUUGACAAGAGACCAUGCCCAUGCGGCAUGAAGAACCACGGACCUGCUAAAUGCUAUUUCCUCAAUGAGGCACGGGAAAUUAGAGAGCAUUGA